Molecule: messenger RNA, 1589 nt
Organism: Corticium candelabrum
Lineage: Eukaryota; Metazoa; Porifera; Homoscleromorpha; Homosclerophorida; Plakinidae
Product: eukaryotic translation initiation factor 2 subunit 3, Y-linked-like
Exons: 14
Coding region: 100-1488 (462 amino acids)
Biological process (GO): formation of translation preinitiation complex
Cellular component (GO): cytosol; eukaryotic translation initiation factor 2 complex
Molecular function (GO): GTP binding; GTPase activity; tRNA binding
Source: RefSeq, a predicted model, not a curated record
CGUACGGCUGUCUGAUGCAAUAACAUCGAUUCCACGUGGAAAGAAAAUAGGUUACAACCAGCGCUAGAAAACCUUUUGAAUUUAUCGAUUCUUGCUGGAAUGGCGGAAAUAGGAUCUCACCUGCCUAGACAGGACUUGGACACUCUCGACCCCGCCAAGCUUACUCCGCUAUCACCAGAAGUGAUAGGGAGACAGGCUACUAUCAACAUUGGAACAAUAGGCCAUGUAGCUCAUGGAAAAUCUACUGUUGUAAAGGCAAUUUCUGGAGUACAUACUGUAAGAUUCAGAAAUGAGAUGGAGAGGAACAUUACUAUAAAGCUAGGAUACGCCAAUGCAAAGGUAUAUAAAUUUGAUGACUAUCGAGUGAUUCGUCCAGACAGUUAUUGCUCACGUGGAAGUAAUGCACCGGAUGUGUUUCCAGCUGAGGUGCAGGGUAUCAAAGGAAAUUUUCGCUUACUCAGGCAUGUGUCAUUUGUGGACUGUCCUGGACACGAUAUUCUCAUGGCUACAAUGUUAAAUGGAGCAGCAGUUAUGGAUGCUGCCCUGCUUUUAAUUGCUGGCAAUGAGUCUUGUCCACAGCCUCAGACGUCUGAACAUUUAGCAGCAAUUGAGAUAAUGAAACUAAAGCACAUCUUAAUCUUGCAAAACAAAAUUGAUUUAGUCAAAUCUCAGCAGGCGCGUGACAAUUAUCAACAGAUUCUUAAAUUUGUUCAAGGUACAGUUGCUGAACUUGCACCAAUUAUUCCAAUUUCUGCUCAGCUCAAGUACAAUAUUGAUGUUGUCUGUGAAUAUAUAGUGAAGAAGAUUCCUGUUCCUUUGCGUGAUUUUACUUCAGAUCCACGGUUAAUAGUUAUACGUUCAUUUGAUGUAAAUCGACCUGGUUGUGAAGUUGAUGAUCUAAAAGGUGGUGUUGCUGGUGGCAGCAUAUUGAAAGGAGUUCUCAGGGUUGGACAGGAGAUUGAAAUUCGACCAGGAAUUGUAUCUAAAGAUGGAGAAGGAAGAAUCAUUUGUACACCCAUUCGAUCUCGAGUGACUGCAAUGUAUACUGAAUCCAAUGAUUUACAGUUUGCUGUACCGGGUGGGUUGAUAGGUGUUGGAACUAAGGUAGAUCCUACGCUGUGCAGAGCAGACCGUAUGGUUGGUCAGGUACUUGGUUCUGUGGGUUCAUUACCUGACAUCUUUACUGAACUUGAGAUUAGCUACUUUCUCUUACGUCGAUUGUUGGGAGUGAGAACUGAAGGUGACAAAAAGGCUGCAAAGGUUCAGAAACUCAGUAAGAAUGAAGUGCUCAUGGUAAACAUCGGAUCGUUGUCGACUGGUGGUAGGGUGACUGCAGUCAGAGCUGAUCUUGCAAAAAUAUCAUUGACAGCUCCGGUUUGCACUGAAGUGGGAGAGAAGAUUGCUCUUAGUCGACGAGUAGAAAGACAUUGGAGGUUGAUUGGAUGGGGACAGAUUAGAAAGGGGGUGACUAUUCAAGCUGAUUUAUAGCUAAUACAUUGCACUGUGUAUGUAAGGUGUACUAGUAGUUUUCUCUAAUGUGGCUUUCAUGGAAUGUUUGCUACUGAACUUGAAGGCUAAUGUGAGUGGCA